Eucalyptus grandis is the source of this 1361-nucleotide messenger RNA. Its product is annotated as eukaryotic translation initiation factor 3 subunit A-like. The transcript has 4 exons. Gene Ontology annotation, molecular function: translation initiation factor activity; mRNA binding. Gene Ontology annotation, cellular component: multi-eIF complex; eukaryotic translation initiation factor 3 complex, eIF3e; eukaryotic translation initiation factor 3 complex, eIF3m. The coding region runs from base 463 to 1224 and encodes 253 amino acids. Lineage: Eukaryota; Viridiplantae; Streptophyta; Magnoliopsida; Myrtales; Myrtaceae. The record is from RefSeq and is a predicted model, not a curated record. Gene Ontology annotation, biological process: formation of cytoplasmic translation initiation complex; translation reinitiation.
UAGAUCCAUGCUUUACUUCUAGUUAAAUCCAUGCUUUACUCCUGGUUAACGACCCAAACUUCUCUCUCUCGACCCUCUCCCUCACUAUCCCUCACGCAGCUGCUCGGCCCGCGACUCUCUUUCCCGGCACGGCGGCUUUGGCGGCGGACGGCGACUGUGGUAAAUUGAGUACCUCGACCGACUGUAAUACAAGCGUCCGCUAGGCGUUUGAGGAGAGGUUUCGUCGUGGUAGAUUCGGGUGGUGAUCGUUGGAUCUUGAGCGAGAGUCGAGAAUCCUCUAGUUUUAGAUGCGUGAGACACAUCGUCAAUUGAGCUGUACACAGCUUAAGGUGCCAACAAUUGUGCAACUUCAUAUGCCAUGCUUGUGGCAUCGACAUUUUAUGUUACCUCAACUCUUGACAGGCUGAAAGAAGAGCUGGAACAUGGCGACUUUUGUGAAACCAGAGGAUGCAUUGAAACGAGAUGAAGAGGCCGAGAGGUGCCACAAAGAACAGGCUGAAAGAAAAGCUAAAUUGGAUGAGAUUGGUGAGAAACAGAGGCAAAGGGAGAGGGAACUGGAAGAGAAAGAAAAGCAAUGGAAAGAAACUAUCUUGGGCCCCUCCAGGCCGGUGGAGCCUCCCCCUGCUUCUAACCCCACUGUGGCGGCAGCUGCUGCCACCCCUGCUGCUGCUGCUGCCGCCGCCACUGCACCUGCUGCUGCCGCCGACACUGCACCUGCUGCUGCCGCCACUCCAAACCCUUUCAGGUAUGUGCCCAGGUUCCUCAGAGAGAGGACUGAAGGCUCAGGAGCCGCACCUCCACCAAAACCCGAACGUCGGAAGUAUGUGCCCAGGUUCCUCAGAGAGAGGACUGAAGGCUCAGGAGCCACACCUCCACCAAAACCCGACCGUCGGAGUAGUAGAGGUAGACAGGACGACCGCUACUCCCAGCCUAGUGACGGAUGGCGCAAUGAUGAGCAUAGGCCCUCCUCCGCCUUUGGCAGCGGCGGUGGCGGCUCAAGGUCCACCCAGUCAUCAUCCAGGCCAUCGCACGAUGGAGAACGCUGAGAGUGGUAAUCGCUGUUCAAUCAAGUUCUCUCGGACCGUUCCAUCUUUUUGGGAGUGCAGCUUUGAACCCCCAUGUGGCUGGCUAGGAAAUGGUUUUGCCAUAAUUUUGGGGAAUGAUUGUCAAGUUAUUGUUUCUCCUUUUUGCUAUAUGAGUAAAUGUAAUUUGGUCUUAUAUUGAGAACGCGCCCUGUUGCUUGUACAGUCACCCACUGGGGCAUUGGUAGCCAAUGAAUUUAUCUUGUAAAUAUUGAUGUGUGAGUUUUGUGUUAAAGGACCUUUUGGCCCAAUGUUCCAAGAUCUAGUCUGUUCCCUCGC